This is a messenger RNA of Plodia interpunctella (Indianmeal moth), 1705 nucleotides long. RefSeq names its product ETS-domain lacking (gene edl). Gene Ontology annotation, molecular function: sequence-specific DNA binding. NCBI's taxonomy places the organism in Eukaryota, Metazoa, Arthropoda, Insecta, Lepidoptera, Pyralidae. Bases 130 to 471 code for a protein of 113 amino acids. The transcript has 4 exons. The record is from RefSeq and is a predicted model, not a curated record.
UGGACCUUCGUAGAGUACGUACGCGGUCACCCAUUACGUUUAUGUGGUUUUACGAUAUCAGUGAUCGGUCAGUGAUUGUGCUAUAUUGGUGACAAAAGGUUCAUUGAAAGGAUUAUCCCUGUGGUUUUUAUGACGUUCACAUCGGCCGCGCACGUGGGGAUGCCGACACAAGCGCGCUGCGACCGCGUGCCGCCGGCGGACGGCGCUUGGCCGCUGUUCGGGUUGCAGGACGAUGAUUUACCGUUAGACCCGCGGUCGUGGGGCCGCGCGGAGGUGGGCCGCUGGGUGUCCUCCCGGGGCGGGCAGCCCGAGCGCUUCCCCAUGAACGGGAAGGCGCUCUGCCUCAUGACCAAGGACAUGUUCGCGGCCAGGGUGCCGCACAACGGACACAUCCUGCACCAGGAUUUCAGAAGACGGUUGGCGAAAGCGCUAGCCAUACAGGAUUUCUUCGAAAAGAUGUCGCCAAAGUGAGAACCAGUAACAUUGGAUUAUGCCUAGACAUAUGACCAGGCUGCUAUGACAAUCCUACCGAUAUUUAAAUUCGAUGACGUUUGAAAAUUUAACAAAAAAUGAUUACAAAAUUCUCAACAACAAUUUAAGUUUUUCAAAAACAUUCAACAAAACACAUACAUAUUGAUUCUGAAACAUGUUCCAUGAACUGUGGACAAAACUUUAGUUUCUCAAGCAAAUAAGAUCGCGACACAAGAAUAUGUAGUAUAUAUAAUCAUUGCGUGAAUGUUGACAUGUUCUUUUUUAUUGUGUAGGCCAAAUUACGCUGGACCGCUUACAUAAUAUGUACACUAUAUGGCAAGUGGCAGACGUACAUGGAAAGUAUUAUAUGUGCCGACCCGCCAUGUGUGUGUACGAGGUGAAAAUGUGACUCCUUUAUAUAGACUGCCCCCAAUUGCAUUAAUAACUUUAGCUGGAUCGCAAUAUAAUCUCGAUCGUUCGGGUGUGCCAAUGGUCUGACAUACGAUGCCGAACACCGAGCGAAGUAGAUGAGAAACAGUAGGGAAGUGGACCCUGGGCUACGACACCCUAUGGCGGUGGAAGAACACGGGAGAGGAUGAGAUAUUAUAUCAUAUACAAAAACAAUGAUCAGAAUCAAAUUGUAAAGGGGAAAUUUCCGAAAUUAUAAAUAUAGAGAGAAUUAUAGUGUAAGGGCAGUGUUACCAUAUUAAAAAAUAAAAUUGGUAAUUUAAGGAGCAUUGUUUUGUAUACUAUUAUUGCCAAAUUACUGGCAAAAAUUGAGUAACGUUGUAAAUAUCAUUUUCAAUGUAAAUGUCAAAGUUUUGGCGCCAAAACUUCGCUUCGUAUCAGUAUUAAACAUACCAUAAUACUUGUUAUUACAUACAUAGCUAUAUUAAGUUUCAUGGGGAAUAUUACUGCAACAUUAUCCCGUCAGGGGGCAGCACUGUAGAGUGACGUAUUGGCGGUAAACAAAGAUGUCCACAAAACGUGAAAAAUAUCCGUAAUAAUACGUAUUUGGAUGUAGAAAUCUAAAUAACAACGAAUUAUUACGAAAGGAAUUACGAAAAGGAUAAAAAAUUUACGAAAAGUAAGUCGUGAAAUUGGCGCUAUAUUGUUAACCACCAAUCAAAAGCCAGACAGCGCCAUCUGACCCGAGCUUUGCGUAUUAUUCCCUAUUUAGUUUUUAUUUUUGUAUUUUCUCUAGUCAGGGUGUAAAUAAAUAGUUUUAAAUAUA